GGGAAUUACCUGUGUUUCUUCGGCGCGUGCAAGGGCUGGUGGCUGCAGCAUCAUUAUCAUUUCAAUGUUUGCUCGGGCAACACGCGCAAUUCCGCUGCUCUCCCAUAACAAGGACCUCCUCCUUCGAGUUAUUUUGCGCUUCGGUGGUCGACGUUCGAACAAUGUUUGCGGAGUCAUUUCCAUCAGAGGUUCCUAUCCAGACUUCCCUGCGCAAGCGAAAGAGGGAUUCCGAAGAACCCAUGGGCGACUCGGGAAGACCUAUCAGACGCAUGCGGCCCUGUGAUGAACCACAAGUAUCAGUGUGGUUGGAGGAAAUGUUCGACAUUGGUGCCGAGGCCGUGGAUUUCCCGUCGGAAUUGAGCUUUGACGAUUUGGUUACCUUCGAUGAGAGUUUCUUCGAUGCAGAGACCGUCAUAUUGGAGUGGGAACCCCCUCUGGUUGAAAUCGUUGAUACCGAUCGUGGUGUGAAAGUUCGUUUUGCAAAUGAAAUUCCCGGAGAGGUUUUGGAGGCACAUCUUCGUCACCAUGCUUCUGGGAGAAAGGGAAUUUCCCCUGUUGUGCGUUAUUGGUGUAUGCGUGAGUUCAGCGAACUUUGUCCUGGAGCUCCUUGCUACGAUUUUGAUUUAGUGUAGCUGCUUCAAUUUCGUUGGAUCGCUGUUUGAUGUUCCUUAUUAUUAUUAUUUUUUUUUGAUGUAUUUUGUUUGUGUUCAAUAUAUAUAUACAUUUUAAAUGUGAUAGUGUUAGGUUAUCUAUUUUAUGUUUGUUAAAUAUAUGUGUAUUUAAUUU
Molecule: messenger RNA, 786 nt
Organism: Bombus impatiens (common eastern bumble bee)
Lineage: Eukaryota; Metazoa; Arthropoda; Insecta; Hymenoptera; Apidae
Exons: 3
Coding region: 162-632 (156 amino acids)
Source: RefSeq, a predicted model, not a curated record